This is a messenger RNA of Fopius arisanus, 694 nucleotides long. RefSeq lists its product as uncharacterized. The transcript has 3 exons. The record is from RefSeq and is a predicted model, not a curated record. Bases 246 to 554 code for a protein of 102 amino acids. Lineage: Eukaryota; Metazoa; Arthropoda; Insecta; Hymenoptera; Braconidae.
UUUUCCACUAAAUUCUGAGUUUUGACAUUUCAGUGGAAUUUUCAUGCGAUAAUAAUUACCGGAACUCGCUGCGGAAAAUUCAGAUAUUUUUUAACAGUGUGUUCUCCAACUGGGGGACAGAUUCAUGUCGUACAUCAAAGUCAACACUUUGUCGCGCCUGUUUUUUAUAUAAAUACUUGGUACAAGCAGUGCCACUGCAUUGACAUACCGGCUCCUGUCACUGACAGUACUAGGAGAAGAUCAAAAUGAAGAGCUCUAUUCUCUGUCUGACGCUAAUUCUGACGCUCGUCGUCUUCAUCGGCUCCACUGGUGCUGAAGACCAGUGUGCAAGCCACAACUGUCUCCCCCCAAAUCAAUGCAAAAGUUUCGCACAAUAUGGAAAUUGUCCGACAAGAGGGCAUUCUUGUUGCAAAGAAGUCCGCCCGGAAUUUCGAAAGGCCUGUCGUCAUUUCGGGGGCGAGUGUGUGACACAUCAAUGUAAUCAACGUCUUAUCGCACGUCAAGCCCUGGAUUGCGGCGCCAAUGAGGUGUGCUGCAUCCUAAUUACAAAAUAAUUAGUAAAUUGUUAAUUAAUAAGUCUCUUAAACUACCAAAUAUAAUCAAUUAUUACGGCAACAAUAUUCAUCAUUUCGCCAACUCUCAGGAAUUUUUCUCUAAUAAAAAUAAUAAAUCAAUAAAUAUUUAUUGAAUUGAA